Cephus cinctus (wheat stem sawfly) is the source of this 489-nucleotide messenger RNA. RefSeq lists its product as uncharacterized. The transcript has 2 exons. The record is from RefSeq and is a predicted model, not a curated record. Lineage: Eukaryota; Metazoa; Arthropoda; Insecta; Hymenoptera; Cephidae. The coding region runs from base 96 to 455 and encodes 119 amino acids.
AUGAAAAAAAAUCUGUAAAGAAUAUAAAUAGCUACUGAGUCACAUCGCAUUUGAUAAGUGAUCGACGACUCAAAGACGUGCAAUUCAUUUGCAGAAUGUUUGUGCAAAUUCUGGUAAGUGACCGAGGGAUGUUUUCUACAGGAAAUGUAGUUUAUAGUUGGAACGUUUGCAGUGAUCAUACACAGAUGAGUAAGAAGAUGCUCAACGCUACGGCUUCUCUGAAUCAAGACCGUGGCUCUAAGAAAAGAAGUGGAGAGGAAGUGAGAAAGGAAGAGAGCGUGACGAAAAAAGGAGAAAUGCGUGAAAGCUCUAAACUGAGUAACAAUAAUCGUGGAGGACAAAGGAGAAUGAGGAACACAGAGGAUAGGAUGAAAAAGUUCGAAUUAGAGAAACGGCGACUAAAAAGUGAAAAGGGCCCUACUUGCCCAUUUACAAGAGGCCUUACCUUUUUAUAAGGGAGCCAUGAUCUCUCCAUAGUCCAACUGGAUA